UUCGUCUUUUGUGUUGUUUUGUUUUCUCUUUCAGCGUCUUUUAAAUUUUGGUGGCAUAGCAACAUAGCGACUGGGCCGAGCGUGCGACUUGACAAAGAUGACCGUGUCUAUGUUCACCAAAACGGCCAGCUUGCUGCAGGCUGUCAGCUUGAUCAACCAGCUGGAUGAUACCAAGUUCAGCGCUCUCCUGGCACGCAUACUACAGAAGCUGCACUUGAAGGACGAGCGUAGCUUCAGCGAGGAAGAGGAGUCGCGGCUGCAGAAGGCCUUUGCCCUGGGAGCCAAGGAUGUCACCCUCGUCCUGGAGACUGUUUCCUUCAUCCUCGAGCAGGCGGCCUUCCACGUGGCCAAGCCCCAGGUGCUGCAGGCGCAACUGACUGCCCUGGAGCUUUCCGACACCAAGGUGCAGUGCCUGGUCCAGGCGUGGACGGCCGGUGCCAAGCAGGUGGUGGAGAGGCUCAAGCACCACUCCCUGGCCGCCAGACAGCUGCAGGACGUGGGCUGGGAGCUGCGUGUGACGGGUGGCCAGCGCCACGCCGCGCGUGCUCGGGCACCCCAGGCGCUGGUGGACCUGCUGGUGUCCGGUGGUGCCGCCCACGACCACCUGCUGCUCCAGUUCUCCCACCAGCAGCUCUUUGGCCUCUACACCAAGCUGGAACGCAUUCAGGCCCAGUUGGAUGGUCUCGUGUGAACCAAGUCCCAGAAGGCAGCGCUGCCCAUCCCCACCGGCAAAGUCCCCAAAUCACCCGAAGCUGCUGCCAAGAGGAGCUCCCCGAUUGGCUGGCAGUGCCGUCACUUUUCGGAUGCGGCUCCACAUCAUCCGGACAGCCGAGUUGCCUUCCCAACUUAAGUUUCCUGGACAUGUUUCUUUGCCUCAUGCAUCUUGCUGGUUCCCGAACGAGCAGCUGCUUCUUUCGGUGGGUCGGACGUGUGGAUGCUGCGUUGUGCCAGCUUCGGGCCGAAGCUGAGAAGCUGUUUCUUGAAGUGGUCCUGAAGCAGUCCUGAUGCGAUCCUAAAGUGCUGUGAAUGCCGUGAAGGGAGUGGUAGCGUUUGUUGGCUUUCUGGGCGAGCCGUAACCUCUUCUGAGCAGAUUUUCUGGGCAGCUCGGUUCAAAGGAAGUGCUUUUCUUGAUCAUCUUGUGCGGGCUCAUUUGUGGGGUUUUAGCAUAUUGCUAGCUGCAUUCGAUGUCGGUUUCUGAUUUGCGCAAAGUUACCCAGUCUGUGUUUGUAUCUGGAACUUUGUAAGCUGUCUAAUCUAUGCUGCCCUGGAUAAAGGCUGGUUCUCACACUUGCGUUUUGUUUCGACGAAGUAAGCUGUGCAGUCUUGUGAUCUCUUAUGAGCAAACACAUUGGUGUCAUCUAUCGAGUUCCUGUGAAUUGUGGUGGCUUUUUCUUUUCUUUUUGUUCAGUAUGGGCAUGCUUGUGUUCACUUGUCCGGCCUCCAAGAACUUUUAGAGUUGCACAAAUUAACUGAGGAGAUUUAACGUAAUAUCCCAAGGUAUAGCCCGUCUAAAAUUGAGAGUAAUUUAACUGAAAUAAGAACUGGGAUAACUCUCAGUGAGCAAUCAACAAAAGUUGAAAAAGUGCUAUUUCUAGAUCACGUUACCUGCUAAAUUUGCUAUCUCUGCAAGGUGUAGCAAAGCGUAGCCCCCCUCCCCAGUCAGCAAUGAUCGCUGAUCUCCUGCCCUGGCUAACUAACCCCAUUUUUGCCAAUGUCACCAUUGGCCCGGGCACUGCAUUUACUAGAAGUGGCUAUCUUUCGGUGUACGUGACAAGAAAUAGAGGU
Molecule: messenger RNA, 1785 nt
Organism: Ixodes scapularis (black-legged tick)
Lineage: Eukaryota; Metazoa; Arthropoda; Arachnida; Ixodida; Ixodidae
Product: COMM domain-containing protein 10
Exons: 7
Coding region: 98-691 (197 amino acids)
Source: RefSeq, a predicted model, not a curated record